Molecule: messenger RNA, 2390 nt
Organism: Zingiber officinale
Lineage: Eukaryota; Viridiplantae; Streptophyta; Magnoliopsida; Zingiberales; Zingiberaceae
Product: AP2-associated protein kinase 1-like
Exons: 8
Coding region: 468-2300 (610 amino acids)
Biological process (GO): protein phosphorylation
Cellular component (GO): cytoplasm
Molecular function (GO): protein serine/threonine kinase activity; ATP binding
Source: RefSeq, a predicted model, not a curated record
GCCUCACUUGUUCCAUUACGGAUCGCGUCGCAUAGGUACGCUACUUUCGGCUUCUCCGUCCAUUCUGGAUGCGAUCGGAGCACGGAAGAGGGAUCUGCCUCCCCUUCCAGGAACCCUCGAUCCUGCUUUUGAUUUGGUCGCUUUCCUUUCUGUGAUUUCGGUGUUGAGGGCGAUCCUUGAUGUCUGUUUCAUAGUUUUCGUGCAUUUCUAUUUUUUUGUUUUUAAUUCGUCAAUGACGAUUGUUGUCAGCUAGAUUGGAUCAUUCGCUAACUGCUUCCUUUUGGUAGUAUUGAAAUAUCUCUUUUUUCUUUGUGGUUUCGAUGGAAAUUAGGUAUUGAGGUUUCGUUGCAGCAUUUUCUAUUUGCUUUGAUUUGUGUUCUUAUAAAGCUUCGAUUUGAUUUGGAUGUUACAGCUACGGAAACUGGCAUAGCUUGCUUUGAAGGUAUAGGAUCUUAUUUCUUGCAAUUAUGUGGAUGUUUAAACAAUUGGGGGGCAAAGAACCCGUUGGUCUUGAAGGACGAACGAUGGAUGUUGGUAAUGUGAAGAUCUAUGUUCGAAAUGCCAUAGCAGAAGGAGGGUUUUCAUGUGUGUAUAUCGCGCAAGAUGCUAUGCAGUCAUCGAAGGAGUACGCCCUGAAGCAUAUGAUUUGCAAUGACAGCGAGUCGCUGGAUCUUGUGAUGAAGGAGAUCUCUGUGAUGAAGGUUCUGAAAGGACACCCGAACGUUGUGACUCUUGUUGCGCACACCAUAUUGGACAUGGGUCGGAGGAAGGAGGCAUUGCUUGUCAUGGAAAUCUGUGCGAAGUCGCUGGUAACUGUGCUAGAGAACAGAGGGGCUGCAUACUUCGAGGAGAAACAAAUCCUCUUAAUCUUUAGAGAUGUUUGCAAUGCGGUGCAUGCCAUGCAUUCUCAGUCGCCACCCAUCGCCCACAGGGAUUUGAAAGCUGAAAAUGUGCUGUUGGGAGCUGAUGGAGCUUGGAAGAUAUGUGAUUUUGGCAGCACUUCAACUAAUCAUAAGUGCUUUGACAAGCCAGAGGAGAUGGGAAUUGAAGAAGACAAUAUCAGGAAGCACACAACCCCAGCAUACAGAGCCCCUGAGAUGUGGGAUCUUUUUAGAAGGGAGGUUAUAAGUGUGAAAGUUGACAUAUGGGCUCUUGGAUGCCUUUUAUACCGAAUUUGCUACCUUAAAUCUGCAUUUGAUGGUGAAUCGAAGCUUCAAGUUCUGAACGGAAACUAUCGCAUACCUGACAUGCCAAAGUACAGCCCUUCUCUAACCUGUCUGAUUAAGGAAAUGCUUGAAGAUUCUCCAAACACCAGACCAGAUAUCAUGCAGGUGUGGCUUCAUGUUAAUGAACUUCUCCCAGUGGAAUUGCGGAAGCAUUUACCUGAUGGCUAUUCUGGAGCUUUACCCAUGCACCAUUCUGUUUCAAAUUCACAAAAACAAGGAGUUCCACAAAAACAUUCGAUUCCCAAAAGAAGCCCUCCAAAUCCACCGCCAUCACAAGAAUCUGAUAUCCAUCCUUUCAAGUCUGCCCAACAAGAUUUAAAGAAAGGAGGAGCGAUUGGUUCAUUUUGGACUACUGAACAUGCAAAGGUUGCAGCGGGUUCAGAUCAAAACGUCCCCUCAUCUGAUCAACCAGCAAAACAAGCAGUACCAAAGCUUAAUCAAAAUAAUGUUACAAGCAAAGGUGGCCGUCAACAUGUCCAUCUGCAUCAGUCCUGCAAAAGUGAGCAAGAUAGCUAUGAGAAAUCAAUGAGAAGAGAUCUAGAAGCAGAAGUUGAUCGCCUAAAAGCACAGCUGAAGCAAGCCAACUUGGAGAAAGCAGAAAUCACCUCCAAGCAUGAAAAGCUAUCAGCGAUCUGCCACUCUCAGCAACAAGAUAUAGAGAAACUGAAGCAUGCCCUUGCAGCAGUAGACACAUCACCACCAAGUAAAGAUAUCCACAGACGUGCAGCUGUGCUAAGCGAGAAGAUUGAAGGAACUGUCUGGGAACUCCAGGAAGGUAUGAUGACUAACCCAUGCCCAUUGAACAAGUCAGAGCCUAAGCCAUGGAACGCCUUUGAAGAAGAACCUAAAGUUCAGACGGUGCCCAUACCUAUUUUAUCUUCUGGAUCGACUAAUGGCAAUCAAAAUGUUGCUGAACGCUCCAGAGAUUUGCUGAGCUUCAAUUUGGAAAGUCUUGUUCAAUCUGGUUCCCAAGUGUCUUGGACUUCUGGUCAAGGCACCUCUUCCCAGAGGUUUGACACUAGGACAACCAAGAAAACAGGUUUUGACCAGCCUGCAGGAUGGGCUGGCUUUUGAAACACUUUCUAAAAAUAAUGGUGGUAUACUGCAUAUUUUUUCAGACGGCAUUUAGCAUGGUUGGCACUACAAGGAGCUAUUUAUUCCCAG